Messenger RNA from Plectropomus leopardus (leopard coralgrouper), 2084 nucleotides. The record is from RefSeq and is a predicted model, not a curated record. Lineage: Eukaryota; Metazoa; Chordata; Actinopteri; Perciformes; Serranidae.
CCAACAACAGUCGGUCGGCCAUUUUCUUUCAGAGAGCCGCUGCGGCUGUUCUCUGUCUGUUGUUGUUUGUGUGUUUGUUUGGAUCCAAAUAAAAACAGGUUCAUCUGUAGCGUCACCUUAGCGCGAGGCAGGAGCACGUCAUAGUGUCUAUGAUGGCGGCCGACCGGCGCGAGGACAAAGAUGGAGAGUUGAAUGUUCUGGAAGAUAUUCUGACUGAAGCUCCGGAUCAGGAUGACGAGCUCUACAACCCCGAGACUGAACGGGCCGUCAGCGACAAGAAAGGAACGAAGAGGAAGAGCGAGCGCUCUGACAGCCAGGAUCUGAAGAGGCUCCGCCCCUCCACAGGCCACGCCUCCUCCCGCUCCUCCUCCACCAUUAAGAGAGCCCUGGGGCCCCCUCUCUCCUCCUCCUCUAAGAAGGUGGCUUCCAGCCCCCGCGGCCGCCAUGCUGCCACUACCAGCUACCGCCACGAGUACUACGAGGAGCGAAAGGGGCGGCGAGGGGCCAGAGAGGCCACCAGGAGCCGUGGUGGAGACGAUGUCCGUCGCAGGGACUCCCAGAGAGGACUGGACUGUCUGAGCCAGAAACUGCGGCGGGUAAGCCCCUCCCCCCAUGAGGAGGACAACCAAUCAGAGGAGGAGGCGGCAGCAGAGUAUGGCUCCGAGCAGGGGUCGGGAAGCUCCUCCCCCGCUGCCUCCCACGUAGAGGAAGAGGAAGAGGAGGACCAGGAGGAGGAGGAGGAGGAGGAGGAAGAGGAGGGCAUGGAGGAAGAGGAGGAGGAAGAGGAGGAUGAGGAGGAGGGGGAGAAGGAGGAGGAGGAAGAGGAGGAGGAGUAUGAGCGUCGUGGCGGUGAGGGAAACGACUACGACACCCGCAGCGAGGCCGGUGAUUCGCGCUCUGCCUCCUCCGUCAGUUUCUCUGAUGACGGCGAGUCGGUGCACUCAGGCUCCGCCUCCGAGGCCUCAGGCUCAGAGAAGAAGCGGGAGAAGCUGUCGUCAUCGGUUCGAGCCGUCCGUAAAGGCAUGGAGAAUCCGACUAGUAAGCUGCGCUACAUCCUGCGAGACGCUCGCUUCUUCCUCAUCAAGAGCAACAACCACGAGAACGUCUCUCUGGCCAAAGCUAAGGGCGUGUGGUCGACGCUGCCGGUGAACGAGAAGAAGCUGAACGCAGCGUUCCGCUCGGCUCGGAGCGUCAUCCUGGUCUUCUCUGUGAGGGAGAGCGGAAAGUUCCAAGGUUUCGCCCGUUUGGCAUCAGAGUCUCAUCAUGGCGGAUCUCCGAUCCACUGGGUUCUUCCUGCCGGCAUGAACGCCAAGAUGCUGGGCGGAGUCUUCAAGAUCGACUGGCUCUGCAGAAGGGACCUCCCCUUCACGAAGACGGCUCACCUGUCCAACCCCUGGAACGAACACAAGCCGGUGAAGAUCGGUCGUGACGGACAGGAGAUCCAACCAGACAUCGGUGCCCAGCUGUGUGCCUUGUUCCCAUUGGACGAGAACGUGGACAUACACCAGGUGGCUCGCCGCGUUCGUCACAAGCGCCGGACGCCGACGGAGCCGCGGCCUCGGGGCCGACCGCCACAGCGCGAACCGGGAAGGUUAGCCAAUCACCAAGCUCCUCCUCCCGCUUCCUGUUCUUCUUCUGCUGCGACCACGGUGCCACCUGCUGCCAGACGAAGGAGACGGCCGCUGCCUUUAGCUGGUGGCUAGCUUUCCCGUGGCUAGCGUUGGUCAUUGUUGUUUUUCCAGUCUGGAGUUUUCCACCGGAGACGGCGUGGUGUGCGGUGGGUUUGAAAAAAUCAGGCAGGAAGUUAGAAUCCUUGGGGGGGCGAGGAAACGGUUAACGUCUCAGAGAUGAGCUCUCAGUUCAGGUUCAGUUAAAUUUUAACUUCCUGUUUUCUAAAAUCAGAGUUCAGCUGGAGGGCAGGCAGGCUUUUACUUUGAAAAUCAACUCUUGGGUUGAAGAAAGUAAAUUUUUCUAAAUUUUGUUGUUGCUAAAUUUCUCCUCUGAAGUUCUUUCUUUGCAGGAGUUUCAUUCUUCGGAGGUUUAAAAUGAAAAAGUUAGCUGGACUGUGGCUGGCCCUUUCAGAA